AUGGACUCAGCAGCCCAUCGCCCGAUCGAGCUCCAAUCGCCCGAAGACUUCAUCUACCUCAUCGACAACGUCCGGCGCGCCGCUGCAGAGAACAUCAACGAAGCCUUCCCGCCUGUGGAGGACGGCCAAGAAGAGGACGAGUUGCGCAACCGCAUCGAGCAGCUCGUGAACGACUACAUCGUAACUACAUUCACGCUCGCCGCCCCGAACCUGACAAUCAACGGCCUGCCCGUCGAUCCGUCCCAAUUCCUCUCCUCCCACGGCCUCACCCAACCACAACAGCAGGAAGUCAUUGAGGAGUACGAGCCCUUCGACGCGCGCAAGCGCGACCGAAUCGAGGAGCUGGUCGCCCAGGAGGAGGACCUGCUGCGGUCCAUUGCGCAGCUCAAGCGGCGGGUGCCGGGCGCGACGGCGGCGCGGUGGGCCGACGCCACGCGAGAGGGGAUAGCGGCCGACGAGGCGGCCCUCGAGGCCGCGCGGGGGCGGAUUGAAGAGGACGCGGCGGCCGCCGGACGCAAGGCGCUCGAGGGCAUGGGCGACCUGGACCGGCAGCGGGACGUGGAAGGGAGGUUCAAGGAUGCCGUUGCGGGCUUGGAGAGGUUAAAACGGGACAUGCCGGCCGCCGUGGCCAAGAUGGAGAGGGCGAGGGUGGCGGCUGGGUAUGUGGCUACUAGCACUGGGGGUCGAAGGUAG
Molecule: messenger RNA, 693 nt
Organism: Canariomyces notabilis
Lineage: Eukaryota; Fungi; Ascomycota; Sordariomycetes; Sordariales; Chaetomiaceae
Exons: 2
Coding region: 1-693 (230 amino acids)
Biological process (GO): mitotic sister chromatid segregation
Cellular component (GO): kinetochore; MIS12/MIND type complex
Source: RefSeq, a predicted model, not a curated record